GAGUGCUUAAAGGGCCUGGUCAGCUGACUGACUCCAGCCCGGGUUUAUCCUGGGGGCCAGGCGCGCGCCCGCCGCGGGGAGAAAUGACAGCCCAGCGGCCCGGCUCGGUGCUCCGGGGCGGCCCCGAGAGGCCGCGGAGGCCGGGGCUCUGGGGAGUCUGUGGGGUUCAGGUAUUUGCCGCGAUCUUCCCGCUGCUGUUGUCCGCGGCAGUGGCCGCGGCGUGGGACGAGAACGACUUCAGGCUGGUGCAGCCGCUGGUGACCAUGGAGCAGCUGCUGUGGGUGAGCGGGCGGCGGAUGGCGGCUGUGGACACCUUCCGCAUCCCGCUCAUCGCGGCCACCCCGCGGGGCACGCUCCUCGCCUUUGCCGAGGCCAGGAAGAUGUCCACGUCGGACGAGGGGGCCAAGUUCAUCGCUCUGCGGAGGUCCACAGACCAGGGCAGCACGUGGUCUCCUACAGCGUUCAUCGUGGACGAUGGGGAGACCCCUGACGGGCUGAACCUGGGGGCCGUGGUGAGCGACGUGGAGACGGGAGUGGUGUUCCUUUUCUACUCCCUCUGCGCUCACAAGGCCGGCUGCCAGGUGGCCUCCACCAUGUUGGUGUGGAGCAAGGACGACGGGGUCUCCUGGAGCCCGCCCCGGAACCUCUCGCUGGACAUCGGCACCGAGAUGUUCGCCCCCGGGCCGGGCUCCGGCAUUCAGAAGCAGCGAGAGCCACGGAAGGGUCGGCUCAUCGUGUGUGGCCACGGGACGCUGGAGCGGGACGGGGUCUUCUGCCUCCUCAGCGACGACCACGGCGCCUCCUGGCGCUACGGCAGCGGGCUCCGCGGCAUCCCCUACGGCCAGCCCAAGCGGGAAAACGACUUCAACCCCGAUGAGUGCCAGCCCUACGAGCUCCCGGACGGCUCCGUGGUCAUCAACGCCCGGAACCAGAACAACUACCACUGCCGCUGCCGAAUCAUCCUCCGCAGCUACGACGCCUGUGACACGCUGAGGCCCCGCGACGUGACCUUCGACCCCGAGCUGGUGGACCCCGUGGUUGCCGCAGGAGCUGUAGCCACCAGCUCCGGCAUUGUCUUCUUCUCCAACCCGGCCCACCCGGAGCAACGCGUGAACCUGACCCUGCGCUGGAGCUUCAGCAACGGCAGCUCCUGGAGGAGAGAGACCGUGCAGCUCUGGCCGGGGCCCAGCGGCUACUCGUCGCUGGCCGCGCUGGAGGGCGGCGUGGGCGGGCCGGGCCUGGCCCCCCAGCUCUUCGUCCUGUACGAGAAAGGCCGCAGCUCCUGCACCGAGAGCAUCUCCCUGGCCAAGGUCAGCGUGUACGGGACGCUCUGAGCCUGCGCCCGGCCCGAAGGCGCGGCCCCGCGGCCCGGCGCCCGAAAGACGGCCCCACCUUCCUUUAGACUAGCCUUUUGCAAAAUCAAGUUUUCUUUGGCAGGGAAUCCUCCGGUAGGCGUCUCGCACAGGAAGUGCUGCCCCACCUGGAAGUGCUUCCUCUCCCUGGCGCCGGGCUGGCCUGCCUCCUGCCCCGGGGUCCUGGCUCCCGCCGGGGCCUGUGGGCUGAAUAAACGUGAACUCAGGGA
Molecule: messenger RNA, 1582 nt
Organism: Pipistrellus kuhlii (Kuhl's pipistrelle)
Lineage: Eukaryota; Metazoa; Chordata; Mammalia; Chiroptera; Vespertilionidae
Gene: NEU1
Product: neuraminidase 1
Exons: 6
Coding region: 84-1334 (416 amino acids)
Biological process (GO): oligosaccharide catabolic process; ganglioside catabolic process
Cellular component (GO): lysosome; cytoplasm; membrane
Molecular function (GO): exo-alpha-sialidase activity
Source: RefSeq, a predicted model, not a curated record